This is a messenger RNA of Rotaria sp. Silwood1, 2349 nucleotides long. NCBI's taxonomy places the organism in Eukaryota, Metazoa, Rotifera, Eurotatoria, Philodinida, Philodinidae. The record is from the annotation of a GenBank genome assembly.
AUGAUUAAAUUUAUCUUAAUCUUAGUCUGUAUUAAACUUGGAUAUAGUUAUCCGGAAGAUGCACCGAAUAGUGCCUGUACUUCAAUGAUGCUUCAUCACGAUGUUGUACCAAAACAAUGUCAACCCAAAUAUAUUAUUCAAUCGGACACCUCUGAAUAUGAUAUUAAUGACAUUAUUCGAAUUACUGUUCGUGCUUCAACAAAUAUUGAUUAUUUUAAAGGAAUUCUUUUAAUCGCAGUAAAUCAAAAUAGUCAACAUAUUAUUGGUACUUGGUCCACAACAAAUUCAUCAAUAAAAACAAUUUCUUGCGAUGGAACAAAAAAUGCUGCUAUAACUGAUUCAUCAGCUGAUAAUAAGUUACAAAUCGAAGCACUAUGGCAUGCACCAUCAAUCCUAUCUGAAGACAAAACUAUCAUUAAAGCAGCAAUUGUAACAUCAUAUGAUGAAAUUUAUGUUGAUUGUUUUACUAUUACAUUAACACCUAAACAAGUAUUACGUAUUCCAUCAGUAGCAACAGAUACUGGAAGAAGUAUAUUAACAAAAACAAAAACAAAUAUAACAUGGCAUUAUACUGAAGAUACAGUAACAGUAACCGUAGCAGCAGGACAUAUGAAUAUUCGUGAAUGGAUAGCUAUUGGUUUUUCACUUGAUCAAGAAAUGGGUGAUGAAUAUGUAUUUAUAUGUCAAGUUCCAUCAACAGGUAUUGCAUCACUUCGAAGAAUGCAUACAAAAGCUGGCAAACGACCUCCAACAGCGUCUGAAGUAGCAGUAAAUGUAAUUGAUGCAAAAUAUGACAAUGGUUUCGUUACUUGUCAUUUUUCAUUUGAAACAACUUCUGAACAAGCUAAUAAUGAAUCAGCACCGAUUGUCAUAGAAAAAGAUUACCAUCUUACUUUUGCUGGUGGAAUUUUAAGAACAGACGAACAAGUAGCAAAACAUAAUUUUACAUUUGUUUCAUCUAAAACUUAUCAAUUACAAAACGCUGAAACUAUUAUAUUUGAUGAUUCAGAUACAAAUAUAACUGACAAUAAUAACACUUUAUCAAAUUCGACAGGUAGUUCUUUGACUACGACUACAACAGCUUCACCAACAAAUGAUGUUGGAGUUAAUGUUAGUUGGACAUAUGCUAAUGGCAUAACGACAGUGAAAAUGGUAAUUAAUAAUUUAAAAAUAUCUCAAUGGUUUGCAAUGGGUAUUUCGCUUGAUGACUUUAUGGGAGAAGAUCAUGUAUUUAUUUGUCAACAUUUAAGUAAUAAUACAAUAUCUCUUCAACGUUUUAUUAAUCCAGGUGGUCAUUCACGACCAAUACCAGCUAGUACAAUGGCCGAUCCAGGUGGUAGUUUCAAUGUUACUCUACAAAAAUUGGAAAAUGGUAUAACCUAUUGUGAUUUUACUUUAUCAAAUUUUGUUGACAUAUCACGUCAAUCACGUCAAAAUAAUAUUCCUAAACUUUCUCAAACAUCUAGGUAUCGACCACUUAUAGCUAUUGGAAAUAUGGCUAGUUCAAAUGUGAUACUCAGACAUGCACACGAUUCACGAAUACCAUUAAAACGAGACGUUUUCCUUAAUCGACAAGAAACAAUUACCUAUAAUGUACAUUCAACUGGAUCGGAUUCUACGGGUUUAAUGAAAGCACAUGGUAUUAUUAUGAUAUUUACUUGGAUAGUCCUUGUUUCAACUGGUAUUCUUAUUGCACGUUAUUUUAAAUUAUCAUGGUCAAAUAAAAAAAUAUGUAAUAAAGCAGUUUGGUUUGCCAUUCAUCGUGCAAUCAUGACUUGUGUUGCUAUAUUAACAUUAAUUGCAUUUGUUUUGAUUCUUGUCUAUAAAAAAGGACAAUGGGUACCACAACAUACUAAAAUUGAAUUUGUUCAUUCAAUAUUUGGUAUAUUUGUCAUUAGUUUUUCUGUAAUUCAACCAUUUAUGGCAUUAUUUCGCUGUAAUCCAGAUGCUCACUAUCGGUUUAUAUUUAAUUAUGCACAUGCAACUGUUGGUUUUAGUGCACUUACAUUUUCAAUAGUAGCCAUAUUUUUAGCAAUGUUUUUCACAGAACUUAAUUUUCAAUUGAAGAAAGAAUGGGCAAUUCUAGUUGUAUGGUUAUGUUGGUUACCGAUUAUAUUUAUUAUAUUUGAAGUAAUUGAAAUUUAUUUUCCAAAAUUUUCACCAUCAAUAGAAAACGGAAAUUCAAUUGCUAUGUAUGAUCAGUUAGGAAGUAAUACAACGAAAACAGAAACAAUAUCGGUGGUCAAACCUCGUAAAAAAGACCGAAUUAAACUGUUUGCUCUUUUACUUCAUAUUCUAAUUGCUAUUGGGUUAGCAUUAGCAUUAAUGAUUCUUAUUGGACGAUCAUAG